UGAAAUGUUUAUGAAUAUUUCUAUACCACAAUUGUUUCCAACGUUACGACAACCCGGCGGUAGUCUUAGGACAUUUUGUCUUAUUCUAAAUAAAGCUACCAUAACAUAACGAACUAAGAUUAGGAUCAAUGCUUGAUAGGCAAAUCGGUAUUAAAUUCCACACUUGAAUAUGAAGGAAUUGUUUUCGGAGGAAGGCGAUGGAGUGCGGGAUUCAUUUGAGACAAACUGCACAUGAAAUGCAGUUGCAUAAUUUGUGACAAUUGUAUCACAACUGAUGAGAACUGUUUGUAAAACAACUUAUUUCUGGCGUAGGGUGUGGUAAGUAUAUCUUUUACCUAUAGACCAAUAUAUUCACUUCGUCGGCAUCUGUCAGCAAAAAUAGAAUCAAGAAAAGUACAUAACAUAGGUAAUUGUGACUCCAUAGCUAUUGGAUUAUGUGUAGGUGCAAAGUACAUAGCGUGUUCAAGGCUCCCAUAACAUUCGUGACAAACGGUCGUUGUUUUGUCGUGCUGAAGUCAGUACUUAGUAUUAAGAAUUACUCAAAAUCUCUGUAGCAAUAUAGAUAUUUAAUUCCCCUUACUUGUAUAAGUAUUGAAUAGUGCGUGCUAAAUAGUAUUGGUGGAUAUCGGUAUUAACGAUUACAUAUACUGAUAUUUUCUGUAGCCACACCCUAAAUACAUAACUCUAAAAAUUAUGCACGAUAUAUCAGUUUAUAUCUAUAACAUUUAUCUUUCAUCUGAUGGACCUGCGUACUUAUAUGUUCACAAGUUUAGAUAUAUAGUGGUUUAACUAGAUAGUAACUAUAUAAUGUUAUCAUUAGGAAUAAAUGAUUAAUUCAAUGAACUCAAUUAUUUUUCAGAAAUAAAAUGGCGAAUUACAUGUUUUUGAUGGAAUGGGAAAAUAAUACGUUAACGGAGUGGGACGAACACAACAUGAUUAAGAUGACUGUGACCGGAUGUGGUUUCUCAUUUGUGGGUCUCAUGCUCACGCUGUGCCUACUUUGUUUCCUACCUCUUGCCAAUGACGGACUCUACAUAAUAACCAAUAUGUGUAUAUCUAUGGUGGCGGCACAGUUAGCUUUCAUAGGAUCGGAAAACACCUACCCAGAAAAGCUGUUAUGUAAGACAGCGACGUCAAUACUCCACUACCUGUUCUUGUGUGUCCACUUUUCUUCUCUGUGUUUUGGAGUUCAUCUGAUGACUAAGUUAAAGGCUGAACACAUGAUGAAUAAGUCGCUCAAACGCACGUGGAUAUUGCUCACGUGUUGGGGCGCCCCUGGGGUCAUUGUGGCGAUCACGUCUGUCAUACGAGGAGACACAUACGGGACAAAUAAACUAUGCUGGUUGGCUACAGCUUAUGGUACAAAAUGGGCAUUCCUAGGUCCCGUGAUGGUCAUACAGUUGAUUAACGGGGCCAUCUUUGUCAUCAUGAUGUUGACUAGAAUGGGAGCGGACUCGAAGAAAGGAUGUUCUCCUGUUGAAGUAAUCAAACAACAAGUGAUGACAGCCAUCUCCCUGAUCCCUUGCCUAGGUUUGAUGUGGUCACUUGGGUUCGCUGUGACCUUUGGGACAUCUAAGACAGUACAGUACCUGUUUGUAGUGUUGGCGGCGUUACAGGGCCUGCUGAUAUUCCUGGGUCACAUCAUGACUCACAAACAAGUCCGUAAGUCUCUGUGCGUGAAGAUGAACCCCAGCGAGUACGACAUGUCUGAGAAGAACAGUGACGACUACACCAGAUCCUCCAACAUCGUUGAAGCUAAACGAGGUAGUAAUGAUUCCUCGACGUCUCUCACGGAGAGACGCCAUUCUGAGCACUGUCUGGGUACAAACAGAAACCAGCUCGUGGUUCCUCCAGCAGCAAAAUGCCGUCAUCGAUCGCCGCGAAAAAGUACCUAAAUGAUGUCAUCCAUCAGAACAGCCAUAUUCCAUGAACUCCAACAAAACCACGUUUGUUUUCAACGGAGCUUUAAAGGAACUUAAUCUGCUAUAAAACUGACGCUUAACUUAACCACAACUUUGUGAUUGGUGUCACCAACCCUAUGGACGAGUAUCGAUACAUGUGUUUGGUAAAAAAAAAAUGCUAGGAAACAUACCAUACAAGUCCAUCAGUAUAAGAAAUCUCAUUGACACGUGUAAAAUGCAUUUCUCGGCAUAAUGGUUUAUGACAAUUAUAAAAUAUACAUCCGAGAAGUAUAUAUAUAUAUUCUAUAUAAAACAUGAAAUAUAUAAGCACAUAUUAGAUUGUUGGUAGAUUCCAUGGUAUAAUUACUGGUGAAAGGGCGUUAGUGUUAUCUCCACUAUUAAUUGUAUUGCUGUUAGCAUGAGACAACUAUGUAAUAUAUUGUGAUAAGCCGCAUAUAAGAUUCAUAAUGGAGUAGGAUUUAAGAUAAUCAACAAUAUGUUAAGUAAUGUACUUACAGAAUGUGUUUUACCAUAUGAUGUUGAGAACCUCAACAAAAUCAUGGAGAAUAUCUCUUUUCUCCGAUCAUUUCAAAAAAUUGAAAUACAUGUUUGUAUGCAGCACACUGUUUUAAAAGAUUAAAUAAUGAUUAUGUAUAUUUAAAUGAUUUUCAUUUCAUAUGGUAUUUCAUUAAACAAGUCUUGAAUUGAGGAGCACAAAUUAAAACUUUGAGUCGAAAUUCACAAAAUUUUAUAGGAAUUAAAAAAAUAUUUAAUUGAUCACAUGCAAAAUACAACUAAGUUAACUGACAUUUUGCAAAUGUUCAAAGUCAAAAUGUGGAGGGUAAAAUUAAACAGAGGAACAGCCAAUUUGUUGUGCCUGUUUCAAUUCAUGACGCACCGUAUUAUUACGUCCCAGUUCAUUUCUGACCGGCGUCGUAAAUUAAAAAAAACUCAACAAGGUUAUAUUUCCUUAGGAAUACGGUAUAUACAAAACUAUUACAUGGGCGAAUUCUUUGGAUAACAGACCGAUUAUGAAAUAAUCAAUUAAUUAUUAUAAAUUUAAUUGUAGACAAUAAUUUGUUACAGACAAAACACAAUAAGACAUUGUAUUCUUACGACAAACUAAUUCUCAUGGUUGAAGAUAGGGGAAGUAUAUUUCCUCCACCCACAAGCAAAUGGAUGUCCAUUCCUUUAGCUUAUACACUUUUCUUGUGGUUGUUUUGAUUUUUGUGCGAUUACAACGGCAAGAUAUUGUUGAUUUGAUGACCACACCAGCUUCUCUAAAAAAGGUGUACUGGGCAAUACCUAUACUCUGACAUCGAGUCGGUAUCACACCAACGUAUCAUAGUUAUUACUAUGAUUACAUGACUAAUUCAGUUUGUGAUUUUAUGACGAUAUGUCACACACUGACAAUAUAUUACUAUAAAUCUGAGAAUGUGUAAAUAGUUGUGUAGAGAUUUUCGAUUGAUAACACUGAUUUUCUAUGUGCUACGUCAUGUUCAUUGACAGUAAGUACGGUCCUCGGUGGUAUGAAGCAUUGGAUGCUGAACACCUGGUCCUGUUAACUUUCUGUCAGCUUUCGUAGAUGUAAUGUCAUUGAUAAUCACAGUCCCAAUUAGCCAGAUAUGUGUAAGCUUAAUAAGCCAGUACCUAAAAUCUACCAAAGUAAACUGUAUGAUAUGUAUUAUAAAACUAGUAUAAUGUACAAAUGAUAUUGUUUGCUUAAAGUCUGUUGAUGAUAGUAAUGAAUUCAGAUCUAAUUACUCUUUGAGGUACAUUGUAUAUAUGAUAUUAAGUUAAUAAGUUAUCGGCAUUAUGUUGUAACGUAAUAUGAGCCUGGAUAUUAAGAUAUACAUAUCUGUGUGUUCUAAGGAAGAGCAUCCCUUCAUGUUAGAUUUAUAAGUAUUUGUGUCUGAGCCUUUCACCCCUUGUAAGCUAUUCAAACUGAUUGUGUUACUUGUACGUCAAGCGAGUAACAAAACGCUGAAGUUUGCUAUGAUUAUGCACAAAAAGCUGGGAGCAAAUUGUUGACGCGGUUUAGUAACUUGCUGCUUGUAUAUAUUUAUAUAUGAUUUAUCACAAAGUAUUUUUAUUAAAUAUAUUGAUACUU
This is a messenger RNA of Pecten maximus, 4011 nucleotides long. RefSeq names its product adhesion G protein-coupled receptor E4-like. Bases 867 to 1895 code for a protein of 342 amino acids. The transcript is spliced from 10 exons. NCBI's taxonomy places the organism in Eukaryota, Metazoa, Mollusca, Bivalvia, Pectinida, Pectinidae. Gene Ontology annotation, biological process: cell surface receptor signaling pathway; adenylate cyclase-activating G protein-coupled receptor signaling pathway. Gene Ontology annotation, cellular component: membrane. The record is from RefSeq and is a predicted model, not a curated record. Gene Ontology annotation, molecular function: G protein-coupled receptor activity.